This is a messenger RNA of Lottia gigantea (owl limpet), 540 nucleotides long. RefSeq lists its product as hypothetical. The record is from RefSeq and is a predicted model, not a curated record. Lineage: Eukaryota; Metazoa; Mollusca; Gastropoda; Lottiidae. The transcript has a single exon. The coding region runs from base 1 to 540 and encodes 179 amino acids.
AUGAAUAAUUUUAUUUACGUAAUAGAUGGAUUUUAUAAGCCGGAAAUAUACUAUACAGAUACUGAUAUUUUAUACAUUUCGCCUAGCAAUUGGGAUAAAUUAAAUGAAGCUGGGUUGGUGUCCGAAAAUGAUUAUUGUAAAGGAAAGAAUGAUUACGAUGAUGGUGGAAUUAUAUAUGGUUUAUAUUUAGCGCCAAAAGUUAAAUACAAUAUAAUUCUAACUUCCGACGGUAUUCUAAAAGAAAAGAAAACGUUUAAGGGUUACUCUAAUGAUAAGAUAGCUGUAGAAGAUCAUAUUCGAUUAGCUAGUGAAUUUAAGAAACCAUGGGAAAAAAGUUUCACCAAUGGAGUAGUUAUUUUAAAGGAUGAUGAUAAACAAAAGAAAGUUUUUAGAAGUUAUCCGAAUCUCGUAAAGAGAGAAGCACCGGACGAUGAAGGAAUCAUGUAUCCUUAUAGUGAUAAAGAUGACUUGAGUUUGGAUGAAAACUAUGAAUUUGAUGAUUUCUAUCUAACUAUUCAAGAAGAGAAUGAAGAGUGUUAA